GGUUUCGGGCCCGCUACGGGGCCUGUCGGCUGGGCCAUCCCGGUUCCCAGAGUCCGGCCGGGGAGCUGGUGCGGCCCCGAACCCGGACAACAUCGGAGGUGUCGGCGAAGCCCCCAGAGGACCUCUGUGGUCUCAGGCCGCUGUCCCCGCCUGAAAAACCCAACCCCAGCCCUCCCCGGGGCUGCUCUUGAGAGCCACAGAGCCCUUGUUUGUUUACGAAUUUAGCCGUCUGGAGUCUCGCAGUUAAAUGGAGAGUUCGUACCCUGGCGUUUGGUCGCACACGUCAGGAACAGGAGUUCAGUAUCUCACAGAGCAGUCGCUUUCCGUUUUGGGGCGAACUGAGAUCUUUCUCACAUUAACUCCGAUCUCUUUUACUCAGAACAACGCUAAGCCAUUCCCUUGUAUGAAGCCAGCUGUCGUUUAGCCUCUCACCCCCUUCUUUCGGGUUCAUGCUCCCACAUUCCUUUACCUGGCCCUUUGUGGCCUCACAUCUAAGGUCACUCAUUCUGGUAAUCCUCUCCUGGAUCCAGUCCCGUUUUCGGAGAUUCUUCCCAAACUGGGUUCCUAAAGUACAUUUGUGAAUAACACGGUUCUCAAGUCAGACAGACUUGAAUUCUGAUCCAGAACAGUGCCAACUUAAGAGUGUAAGUCCCUUGACUUCUCUAAGCCUCAGUGUUCUCAUCUGAGAAUGGGGACAAUCAUAUUAUCUCCAGGUGGUUGAGAGAACGAAAGGAGGUGAAAAUGAAAAAUAUUUAGCGUGCUACCUCGCAGGUAUUAAGCAUUCGACUGAUGUCAGUUAUUUUUGGAGCAGAUAAUUCCCCAAAGACACAUGCCUUUUUUGGAAUGAAAGGCAAAAUACAAUUAUAGCAAUAAAACAUUUUCCACCAGUCGUAUAAGGAAGGUUUUUUAAAGUGAUAUUUUUAAUGCUGAGGAUUGCUCAAUGGUCAAGUGGUACCCCUUGGUCAAGUGAUGAUACAGUUUGAUACAGUCAUCUUGGAAAGCAAUGGGAAUAUGUAUCAGGAGCUUUAGAAAUGUCAUUUACUUCAUUUCACAAAUGCACAUCUGAAAAAUUUCCCAGAAAUAAUCAUAGUGCAGAAAAUACACAGAAAGAUAGUAAUAUAGCAUUAAUUAUAACAUUUAAACUCUUCAUUAUUUUAAUUGACAUAUAGUUGAUACACAUUGUAUUAGUUUCAGUCGUACAACGUAGUGAUUUGACAACUAUAUACAUUACAAAAAUACCACAAGUGUGGGUGUCAUCUGUCACCAAAGUGAGUACAGUAUGAUUGACUAGAUUCCCCAUGCUGUACUUUUUAUCCUCGUGACUUACUAAUUUUAUAACUGGGAAUUUUGUACCUCUUAAUCCCCUUCACCCUUCACCUACAUUUAAGCUUUUUUUUAUAGUGGAAAAUUUUAACAUACACAAAAGUAGAAUAGGUAAAUAAACCCCCAUGUGCUCAUCACCCCGCUUCAACAAUGAUCAGUAUUUUGCGUGCCUUGUUUUUGUGAAAACUUUUAAACCUACUUAAUGUCUGAAAAUAGGAGAACAGGUGAAUACAUGCGGGUACAUUUAUUUAGAGUGCUAUGAACUUUUAAAAUAACAGAAUUGUAUAUAUGGUAUUACCGCACAUUUGAAAAUUCAAAAACUAACCUCCCGUCUGUGUAGAAAAAGAGAUAGAAAGGAAACACAAGAGUAUGUUAACUAGUUUCCCUUUGAUGGUGGGACAGUGGGUGAUUUCUUCCCCUUCUGUUUUUAGCUAGAACUAUCCCAUAAAAAUUGUAUAUUGUUGUUAAAACCAAGAACCAACAAGCAAAAUCUAAAAACACUGCACCUGAACUAAGCACAAAGAAUAUGCCAGAACGGGUUCACUGUUACAGAGAAUAAAGAUGAUCUAUUUUUGCAGCCUAUGCUUGUGUAUGCCAAGAAGUCUUUUCACACAGAUGUCCUUAGAGAUAAUAUGGAUCAGUCCGGAGUUCUCCUCUGGGUGAAAGCAGAACCCUUUAUAGUGGGUGCCUUGCAAGUCCCCCCUCCAUCCAAGUUCAGUCUUCACUAUCUCAGGAAGAUAUCCACCUAUGUGCGAACCCGGGCCACAGAGGGGGCUUACCCACGCCUGUACUGGUCUACGUGGAGGCACAUUGCAUGUGGGAAGCUGCAGUUGGCCAAGGAUCUGGCGUGGCUUUACUUUGAAAUAUUUGAUAGUCUUGCAGUGAAGACACCAGAAGAGCGCCUGGAAUGGUCCGAGCUUCUGUCCAACUGCAUGUCUGAGGAUGAAGUCGAAAAGCAAAGAAAUCAGCUUUCAGUGGACACCCUACAGUUUCUGCUCUUCUUAUAUAUACAGCAGUUAAACAAGGUUUCCCUGAGGACAUCUUUGAUUGGAGAAGAGUGGCCUAGUCCCAGAAAUAGAUCUCAGUCUCCUGACUUGGCUGAAAAAUCCAGUUGCCAUAAUAAGAACUGGAAUGAUUACAGUCACCAAGCAUUUGUCUAUGAUCAUCUGUCAGACCUCCUUGAGCUGCUUUUAGAUCCAGAACAACUCACUGCAUCAUUUCAUUCGACCCAUAGUAGUCUCGUCUCUCGAGAAGCUGUUGUGGCCCUCAGCUUUCUGAUUGAAGGUACAGUCAGUGGAGCCAGGAAGAUAUAUCCACUUCAUGAACUUGCACUGUGGCAACCACUACAUGCAGAAAGUGGCUUCUCAAGGCUCUCUAAGACCUUUUCUUUCUACAAGCUGGAAGCCUGGCUGAGAACCUGUUUGACUGGGAAUCCAUUUGGUACAUCUGCCUGCCUCAAGUCUGGAAAGAAAUUGGCUUGGGCUCACCAAGUUGAAGGGACGACCAAAAGAGCUAAGAUUGCUUGUAAUACUCAUGUGGCCCCUAGGAUGCACCGCAUGGUGGUGAUGAGCCAGGUUUACAAGCAGACCUUGGCCAAGAGCUCAGAUACUCUGGUGGGGGCACACGUAAAGAUUCAUCGUUGCAACGAAUCUUUUAUAUAUCUGCUGUCUCCCCUACGAUCUGUGACCAUUGAGAAGUGCAGGAAUAGCACAUUUGUCUUGGGCCCCGUACAGACUGCUCUUCACCUCCAUAGCUGUGACAACAUUAAAGUCAUUGCUGCCUGCCACCGUUUGUCCAUCUCUUCCACGGCAGGUUGCGUCUUUCACAUUCUGACGCCUACACGCCCACUUAUUCUCUCUGGAAACCAGACAGUAACUUUGGCCCCUUUUCACACCCAUUAUCCAAUGCUGGAGGAUCACAUGGCCAGGACCGGCCUUGCUACAGUGCCUAACUAUUGGGAUAAUCCAAUGAUUGUGUGCAGAGAGAGCAGCGACACAAGUGUCUUCCGACUCUUACCACCUUGUGAAUUCUAUGUAUUUAUUAUCCCCUUUGAAAUGGAAGGGGAUACGACAGAGAUACCUGGGGGGCUUCCGUAUGCAUAUCAGAAAGCACUGCGUCAAAGAGAGCAGAAGAUACAAAUCUGGCAGAAAACUGUGAAGGAGGCUCGUUUGACAAAGGAUCAGAGGAAGCAGUUCCAGGUACUCGUGGAGAACAAGUUUUAUGAGUGGCUGAUUAAUACAGGACAUCGCCAACAGCUGGACAGUCUGGUGCCCCCUGCCGCAGGCUCCAAACAAGCAGCAGGAUAAGACUCCUACGUGGAAACACUGGGCUCUGGAAACAGGAGGAUGAAUGGAUGAUGGUACAUGUCUUGAAACUAAACUGGGAAGAUGCUCUUGCUGCUUAAGAGAUACUGGGGCUUUUUCCUUCCUAUUUAAGACCAUUCCUUGAUUUCCAUUCCACACUCAUAUGUUAUUGCUUAUGUUGAAUUUUAGAUGAACUUCCAUCAUAUAAACAUUGUUUAUAGAACAUCAGGAAGCUCAUCUUUGUGUUGCCAAAAUGAAGGAGUUGAUGAAGGCAAUUUCAUCGUAUUUACGUUAAUAUUAAAGUGAUGGAGUGUAGAUUUGCAAGUAAACUUCACAUUUUAAUUUGUAUGACGAAAGGGUCUCAUCCUUUCUAGAGUUAAAUAAGAGUUUUAUAGUUCUGUGUAACUAUUUGAAAGGAAAUUGCUACUCCUUUUAAAAAAUAAUUGGAAUGAAAGUAUAGUUUGUUGGUGUAUAAGUAUAGCAGAGAUAGUUUUAUACAAAGAUAUUUUAGUCCUUAAAAGUAUGAAGCAAUGAAAUUGUGUAAAACCCCUAUUUUUCAUUUUGUGCUUCCAAGUUUCAAUAAGCAAACUCUAAAAAGUAAUUUUCUCCUUUUGAGAAAAAGAUAGAGCUUUGCUUUCAAUUUUAGAAAAGGUUUUAUGGGGGAGGAAAGAGUUUUUCCUCCAUCCUUCUAGGUUCUUUUGGCUAGUUGACUAAUUAAGUUGACAUCAGACAUAUUAACAGGAGGAAAACAAUUCUAAUUACACAUCUAUGGGAGCCUCCUAAGGACAGGAGCCCCAGGAAUAAGUCAGGCGGUUAUGGCUACUAUGCCACCCUGAGCUAAGGACUGGGUGGGAUGUGGGCCUGAGGAAGGGGACUUCUCAGGAUAAAAAGAGCAGAUGUGUGGCGGUUAGAUGUUUGUCUUGUCCUACAGAUGAGUCAUUUAGAUUAAAAGUUCUCUCUGGUAGUAGCUCCCGUUCUGGGCCAGGCCCCCUGUCUCAAUUAUUUUAGAUAGUUAAGGGAGAGGAAAAAUUUUUCUUGAACCUGCAGGGUCUUGUUUGCCUUCAGCUCCAAAUAAUCUACAUGCUAAAGUAGCACAUUUUGGGGUCAUGCAUUCUGCUCCCUUGCAAUUCCCAAUGUCAUUCUUUGAUAUGAUAUCAAAAUAAAGUUUACAUUUGAUUGGGAAAGCUAUAUUCUUUAAGAUAAAGGAAAAUAAUUAUUAAAUUAUUAAAUAAUUAUUAAAUUAUUACGUGAAUCUGCUGAUAAACAUGGUUUCGUAUGCUCACUGGUCAUUAAACUAGUAUUUAAAAAGGGCUUGAUCUUUUCUUUCUAAAGUGGAAAUUAACCCUCAGAAUGUGUGUUAAUUCUAAUUGAGGUUCAUAGUUUUUAUUUUAAGAUGGAAUUCAAGAGAGAAUUCAAUAAAGAAACACUGGAGUUUU
This is a messenger RNA of Lynx canadensis (Canada lynx), 5062 nucleotides long. It is a transcript of the gene TBCCD1, whose product is annotated as TBCC domain containing 1. The record is from RefSeq and is a predicted model, not a curated record. Bases 1905 to 3629 code for a protein of 574 amino acids. NCBI's taxonomy places the organism in Eukaryota, Metazoa, Chordata, Mammalia, Carnivora, Felidae. Gene Ontology annotation, biological process: maintenance of centrosome location; maintenance of Golgi location. The transcript is spliced from 8 exons. Gene Ontology annotation, cellular component: spindle pole centrosome.